AUGGAGGACACUCGAAUAAAGUACCAUACUUAUAUCCAGCAUAUAGGUAUCUCUGCCCUUAAGGGGGUAUCAGCAGAACCAAAGGGGGAAACGCACACCGGAUCUUCCUCUCUUUUCUCCUUCGUCCUCAGCAGCAGCAAUAGCCACCUGAGUACAAAGAGCUCCGUCCUUUUCGUCCAUGCCGUGACGAUUGUUGGGAUAUUCCACCUUAACCAGGCUCGUACACAUUGCCCAAGGCAAAGGCUUGGGCAUAGCGCUAUAGCAGCAGCUACAGUAUUCCUCUCCAUACGGAGCGUCGAGGCAUAUGGAUUCAUACGAAAUGGAGUUUCCUGGCUGUCUCAAUCUUUGGUCUAUGGCCAGUUCUUCUUCCUCUCACCAUACAGACUGCUCGAACGGGCCUGUGAGUUCUUCGGAGUCUUCUUAUACUCGGACAACGACCAGCCAAGGAUCUCAAGUAUGUUGUAA
Messenger RNA from Nannizzia gypsea CBS 118893, 465 nucleotides. RefSeq lists its product as hypothetical. The record is from RefSeq and is a predicted model, not a curated record. NCBI's taxonomy places the organism in Eukaryota, Fungi, Ascomycota, Eurotiomycetes, Onygenales, Arthrodermataceae. The transcript has 4 exons. The coding region runs from base 1 to 465 and encodes 154 amino acids.